Molecule: messenger RNA, 3256 nt
Organism: Temnothorax curvispinosus
Lineage: Eukaryota; Metazoa; Arthropoda; Insecta; Hymenoptera; Formicidae
Gene: Sac1
Product: phosphatidylinositide phosphatase SAC1
Exons: 8
Coding region: 705-2456 (583 amino acids)
Biological process (GO): phosphatidylinositol dephosphorylation
Cellular component (GO): endoplasmic reticulum
Molecular function (GO): phosphatidylinositol-4-phosphate phosphatase activity
Source: RefSeq, a predicted model, not a curated record
CGGCGAGUUGAAAUUAAAUGCAUGAUUAAAAUGUAGAAAGUUGAAAAAAAGAUGAGGUGGGAAAAAGAACGCAUCUGCAGCCUUGAGUCUGCUCUAUCGCAAUAUAUUCGCAAUAAUCGCAAAUACUCCGAUACUCCGAAUAUUCCGCGGGCGCUAAUUGGUCGGUCGAUAUAGGGAUCUUAGGGAGUUCCUAGAAGUUCUUUCGGGAGGUCGACGACAAGCGCGUUCCGAAACUCGUCAACUAUGUUGGAGCUCUAUAGUAUACGUGACGAAAACUAUAGAUUUUUUAUUGUCAGUAUUUUUUGUCGUCCACGAGCCGACGAGCCAAUCGGCGCGCUCCGGAGCUUUCUCCGCGACGUUGUGGAGCGCGGAGCGGCCUCGAAGUAUGGAUAUCCAAAGGCUGGGCUGAGAGAAAAAGACAGUUCACGACACGGUGCGGUGACGAGGUUAUUUUGGGUCUGACUGAUCUUGACAACCUUUGAUGAUGUCAAGUCGGAGUUGAUAAGAACAAUUUUCGUCGUAGUCUUUUUUUCUUAUUGAUUCUCGCGCUUUAAAUAUAUAUAAUAUAUAUAUAUAUGUGUAUAUAUGGGCCGCGUUUCGCCCAAGGAUCGUAAUUUAUUUUUUCCGGCGUUAUUUUAUUAUUAUUUUCUCGCUUGGCUCGUCUGUCUGCUCAGCGUAUCCCGAUCCACUCGUUAUUUGACAAUAUGAUGCCAAAUACGGAUGUCUAUGACAGCCUAUACUUGUAUGCCACUCCGGAGAAGUUCUUCGUAGAGCCGGUCGGAACCAAGGUCCUGCUAGUGGUGGAUAGAGUGAGUCAGCAGAUCUACACUCAAGUGGGCACCGCUAGUCAGAUUCCAACAACUGCCAGCCGUAGGAAAAUAUGGGGACUGAUAGGGACUAUACGCCUUUUGGCGUGUCGUUAUCUCAUUGUUAUCACGGACGCUCAAAUGUGUGGUACUCUAGCUGGACACAACAUCUACAAGAUAGUCUCGACAGACGUGAUACCCUAUACCAGGUCCUUCCUGCAUUUGACUGAGAAACAGGUCCAAAAUAACGCCAUUUACUUGGAAAUGGUGAAGUCUGUCUUGAAUACACCAUACUUUUACUUCAGUUACACCUACGACAUCAGUCACACUAUGCAGAGGUUGCAUAACACGACACCCGAAUUCUUGCAAAUGCCGCUUCAUGACAGGGCAGAUCCCAGGUUUGUAUGGAACGCCUACCUCCUGCAGGACCUUAGUGCAAGACCGGAGCAGUAUAAAUUUUGUUUACCCAUUAUUCAUGGCUUUGUCUCAUUGAACACGGUGGUCGUGAAUGGCGUUGCGUUCAACUGGGGCAUCGUCUCUAGACGCGGUAUACAUCGUGCUGGCACGAGAUUAUUUUCGCGCGGUAUAGACGCCACCGGGAAUGUGUCCAAUUACGUGGAGACAGAGCAGCUAAUUGAAGUGAAUGGCGAUCGUAGUUCCUUCGUGCAGACGCGCGGAUCUAUUCCUUUAUUUUGGUGUCAGGCGCCAAACUUGAAGUACAAGCCAAAGCCGCAGAUCAGUCCACACGAGGAUCACCAAAGCGCUUGUGCUCGUCAUUUCGAUGUUCAAAUCUUUCAUUAUGGAAGGCAGAUUCUCGUGAAUUUGAUCGAUCAACGUGGACCAGAAGCACUGCUUGAAGAUGCAUAUCGCAAUUUAGUCCAAAGAAUUAACAACCAAAAUGUUCGAUAUGAGGCUUUUGACUUUCAUGCGGAAUGCAGAAGACUAAGGUGGGACAAAUUGAACAAUUUAAUGGACCGACUAGCCCAUGAUCAGGAACAGAUGGGAUAUUUCUUGUUGAUGAGGGAUGGAGCAUUAAUCUCGGCUCAGGAUGGUGUUUUCCGUACAAAUUGCAUCGAUUGUCUAGACCGGACGAAUGUUGUACAAAGUAUGCUGGCGAAGAGAGUUCUCAACGAAGUAUUGAGUAGGCUAGAAAUAGUUAGAAAAGUGGAAGAUCAUCCUGCGUUUGAAAAUCUUUUCAAACAGAUUUGGGCUGAUAACGCAGAUGUGAUAAGUAUCCAGUAUUCAGGUACAGGGGCGUUGAAGACUGACUUCACACGAACUGGAAAACGCACUAAAUUGGGCGCGAUGAAAGACGGUUUAAAUUCUCUUACAAGAUAUUAUAAGAACAACUUCGCCGAUGGAUAUAGACAGGAUUCGCUGGAGCUCUUUUUAGGUCGUUACAUCGUCCAGGAUGGUGAAUGUACUUCCAUUCAAUGUCCCUUGGAAUCCGAGCGAAAUUGGCGUUAUACUACAUUCCCACUUGUUUUUUUAGUCGCGUCCUCGAUGCUGGUCGCUCACAUAAUCUUACCAUCGCGAUACACAACGGAAAUAUUACUCUACAUACUAUUCUGGGGCGCCAUGGUGGCCGGUACCUUCGCUACCAUUAUCCACCACGGCAAGCAAUACGUCGAUAAGCCAAAAUUACUUUAGAGUUAAUUAUUAAUAAUUUUAUGAGAUUUCAAAUUAUAUAUAUAUAUAUUGUACAAUAUGGAUAUCGAUGGCGAUAAACGAUUGUAGAGGUAUUAGUUUUGCACAGUUAUCAAUCGGUCGGUACCUCGAUUUCUGUAUCGCGGCACAAAGAUAGAUCUCAUCGUGUAAUUAACAACGCCUAUUUCUAUGAAAUUAACAUGUUAAUUUCCGGCGGUAUUCACAUUUCACAGAUACAAGCAGUUGUAUCUGUCAAAUGCGUUUUUAUUUGGGUACAAGGUUUAAAGGAGGGCACGGUGUCUAUUAUAAAUUAUUAUUACGGUGGAUUUUGCACUUUCCGCAUAAUAGAUAGUGGAGUCUACUUUCGAACGACAUUCGUUCCUUAAGAUUCGCUUGACAUUUUGCGACAAAUUCUUCUGAUGUAUUGUAAAGGAUCACAAGUUUUAAAUCUCUGGCAGGGUAAGUGGGGCGGCCGCAAAUAGGGCUAAAUGACAGAUCGUUCUUGGUACCCACCGUCCAUAGAUAAUCUGAAGUAAGCGUGAAAACGGUUUCCAGUCCGAGAUUGAAAAAAAUUCAUGGAAUCUUUUCAGUUUUUUUAUUAGCUUGCGUUGGAAUUUUCUCGUACACUGACCGGCAGGAAUGCCUGGACAUUUCGUGUAUAUGACAUAUAUGUAUAUGUAUAUGUAUUAUGUCCAGACAUUCCUGCCAGUAGAGUAUACAAGUCUGAAGUAAUUAUUUUCCUGAUGGUAAAUGUUUUUUAAAAUAAAUAUUCUCUAUUUAACAUAUAAAACUUUUAUCUUACA